AUGGAUCAUCAUGUAUUUUUGCCCAUGGAUCAUAAAUAUAGAUCAAAUGCUAGGAGUUUCAAUGGGAAAAAAGAACAUAGGCCACCGCCAGAAUUGUUAAAUGGGGAACAAAUCUUGGAUAAAUUAAAGAACUUCAACAAUGCUUUUGGUAAGUUGCAAAAGAAUUGCAGUGAUGGUCCAUGGAAGAAAAAAUCAAUAUUUUUUGAGUUACCAUAUUGGAAGCACAAUACUUUACGCCAUAAUCUUGAUGUGAUGCACAUAGAGAAAAACAUAUUUGAUAGUAUAAUUGGGACUUUGUUGGAUAUCACGGGAAAGACAAAAGAUCAUGCAAAAGCACGUUUAGACUUACAAGAGAUGGGUAUUAGAAAGAAACUUCACCCAAAAGAGGUCGAUCACGGAAAGAAGCUAGUGUUUGCAAAAGCUUGCUUUUCCAUGAGUGCAAAUGAGAAAACUACUUUUUGUUCUGUAUUGAAAAAUGCAAAAAUACCAGAUGGGUGUGCUUCAAACAUUUCAAGGUGUGUUCUCCUUCCUGAAAGAAAACUUAGCGGAUAUAAGACUCAUGAUGCACAUUUCAUGAUGCAUUACUUACUUCAAGUAGUUGUGAGAUGUACAACGUCGAACCAGGUUGCACACCCGUUAAUUCGUCUUUGUUCGUUUUUUCGUUGUUUAUGUCAAAAGGUGAUUGAGGUUGAAGAUUUGGAUAUCUUGCAAUUUGAGAUUGCAGAAACACUUUGCCAAUUAGAAACAAUUUUCCCCCCGAGUUUUUUUGACAGUAUGGUUCAUUUGCCGAUACAUCUAGUGAAUGAGGUAAGAAUGGGAGGACCUGUUCAAUUUCGGUGGAUGUACUCUACAGAAAGAUAUUUAGGAAAAUUAAAGGGUUAUGUUCGGAAUAAAAGUCGUCCUGAGGGUUCUAUUGCUGAGGGUUAUGUUGUUAAUGAAUGCUUGACAUUGUGCUCGCAAUAUUUACAUAGUGGUGUUGAAACAAGGUUUAGUAGAAUGCCAAGGAAUAUCGAUAAGUGUCAUCCUGAUGAACUUGAAGGUCCAAUUUCUUUUUCUAGAAUUGGUCAUCCUAUAGGAGGAAAGAAAAAAGGUGGAGCAAUUUCUUUGGAUUGCAAGUCAAGGAGUCAAGCUCAUCGUUACAUCUUAUUCAAUCAUUACGAUGUCCAAAAAUUUAUACGUGAGCAUGAAAAUGAAAAUCCCAGAAAAAGAAAGGGGUGGAACAAAUCAAAGAGUCAAGGUUUGGAUUUUGUUGAAUGGUUUAAGAAGCGUGCUUUGUUAAGCGAUGUAUCUGACAUCCUUAGGAAGCUAUCCAGAGGACCAAAUAGAAUUGCACGAAGUUUUUCUGGCUAUGUAAUUAACGGAUAUAGGUUCCAUACGAAACAACGUGAUGCUAGACUUAAAACACAAAACAGCGGUGUGACAUUAGCGGCAAUAACGGAAAGUUUUGCUAGUACCAAAGAUGAAAAUCCAAUAACACAGUCAGUAAUUUACUAUGGAUUAAUUACUGAAAUAGUUGAGGUAGACUAUUAUGGUAGGUUGAAGUUUGUGUUAUUUAGAUGUGAUUGGUUUGAAGCUGAAGAGGAAAAGUUUGGGUUGACUUGUGUUUAUUUCAACAAGAGAUGUUACAUGGAUGACCCUUUUGUAUUGGCUUCUCAAGUCCACCAAUGUUUCUACGUUGAAGAUCCUUCAGAUGCAAAUAGACACUAUGUCGUGAAGUCUGUUCAAAGGGAGUUUUUAAAUAUUGAAGAUCCUCCAGAGCAUGCAGUAAAUCUAUCUUCAAGCACUGAAACUUGUGAAGUUGAAUUGGUUAGGAAUGACAUUCCACCAACAAUUACUGACAAACCUCCACCCGUGUCAGAUGAAAUAGAAUCUGAUGAUGACUAUAAUGCAUGAUAAAUUGUCUCAAUUUUUUUGUAUUAAUGUAGACAAGUUUUAAUAUGUAUUUGUUAUGGUCUAGGUUCUAUAUAGUGUGAUUUAGUUUUAUAUUUCAGUUGUUAUUUAUACAUUAUAAAUGGAUCCAACAUAUGAAGAAA
Messenger RNA from Medicago truncatula (barrel medic), 2033 nucleotides. RefSeq lists its product as uncharacterized. The record is from RefSeq and is a predicted model, not a curated record. The transcript has 2 exons. Bases 1 to 1893 code for a protein of 630 amino acids. NCBI's taxonomy places the organism in Eukaryota, Viridiplantae, Streptophyta, Magnoliopsida, Fabales, Fabaceae.